AUGUCAGAUGUUCGCCUUUCUAACGCGAGCCCGACCCUGGAGAGGGUCGAUGCGCGGCAGCCGGACAGCCUGCGGCCGUCAGUGCGUAGAUGCCUCUUCGGCUCACCUGACCCAGUGGAGCUGCAGGAGAUCUUUCAAGACUUUCAGCAGGGAGAGGUGCGCCGCUUCAGGGACACCUAUAACUUUGAUCCAGUGGAGGACAGAGCACUUUCAUCCGGGCGAUUCCAGUGGGAGGCGGACGCGGACGCGCCAGAAUUUUACCGCAGACCGCCUCACGGGAGACGCACCGGAGACAGCGCUCCUCUCUCAGGGGAGACGGGACAGGGGCAGGGGCGUACGCCUCAGGAGCGCUCCAGGAAGCGGCCCUCCGACCCUCCAGGCUCCAGCUGCACGGAGCCGCGCACUAAGAGCUCCCGCACUGACGGGGAGGACGGGGAGGCACAAGACCCAGAGAAGCGGCCCGAGGAGCAGCAGCAGAGGAGCAGCAGCAGUCUGAGGAGCAGGAGGAGCAGCGGCCGCAGUGACAGCAGCGGAGCUGGUGAAAUACUGUAG
Messenger RNA from Knipowitschia caucasica, 552 nucleotides. Lineage: Eukaryota; Metazoa; Chordata; Actinopteri; Gobiiformes; Gobiidae. The record is from the annotation of a GenBank genome assembly.